AUGUCAAGCGGUAACAUACAAAAUGGUCGGAGCGCGGAAUUAGAAGAAAGAGAUUCCAUUUUUGAUUCUUUCUUUGCCCUUUGGGCAGUCUCUCUUUUUUCACUAACGCCUGGCUACAUUUACAUCUCUCUUUUUCUCCCCUCUCAUUUUCUAUGCAUUAUUUAUCUCUCUUCCGAUAACUCUACAUUACCCUCUCUCACUCUCUCUCUCUCUUUCUUUUUCUCUAUCUCCAUCUUUCUUUCACUCACACGAUUUUUCUUUAUCUCUCUCUUUAUUUUCCUCUCUCACACAGACUUUCUCUCUUUUUCUUUCUCUCUCUCUCUCUUUAUCUCCCCUCUUUAUCUAAAUUUUUUUCUCACACGAUUUCUCUUGGUCGCUCUGCUUCUGCCGUUUUUUGUCUCCCUCAUUCUCUUUCGCACGCACACACUCUUUCUCGGCUUUCUCUCUCUUCUCUCUCUCUCUCUCUCUCUCUCUCUACAGCUCAACGUCACUCGCUAUCUUUCUUUUUUUCCCCCAUUCUAUCCCCCUCCCUUUUACUUUUUGGUCUUUGGAAUUGUUUUCAAUGGCCAUCUAAUUCCAACCGGAAGUCCACGCUGA
Molecule: messenger RNA, 597 nt
Organism: Acanthosepion pharaonis
Lineage: Eukaryota; Metazoa; Mollusca; Cephalopoda; Sepiida; Sepiidae
Source: the annotation of a GenBank genome assembly